This is a messenger RNA of Lymnaea stagnalis (great pond snail), 12768 nucleotides long. The record is from the annotation of a GenBank genome assembly. NCBI's taxonomy places the organism in Eukaryota, Metazoa, Mollusca, Gastropoda, Lymnaeidae.
CUAACAGAAUCCACGCCCAUGGACGCCAUCAAAUCAAUAGCACUAGAGAGACGCCCCAAAUGGAAGUUCCGCAGCUUGAAUGAGCUGCACACCGAGGCCAACUGCAUCUUGCGGUACAUAUUGACCAACGAACGGUCCAAACGAUGGCGGAAGGUAAGUGAAUGAAGGUGUAAGAAUGGUUUGAUUGACAGAUUGAUUGGAGUGAUUGACAGAUUGAUUGACGUGUUCGACAAAUCUAAUCAUACAAAGUAUUUGAAAGACGUCAUAAGAGGAACAUAAAGACGUCACGGGAAGCAUAACUCGACUACAUUAAGGGGAGACAUGAUCUGUUGAUAAAGUUGUGAGGAAGUUAACGACUCUAAGGAAGGCAACACGAGAUAUCUGCAAAAUAUUAAUUUAAAAAGUAUUAAAAUACUUCACAUGAAGUAAUACAUGCUUAUUAAAGGUAAUCAUUCUUCAAAUGAAGUAAUACAUGCCUUUUACAGGUAAUCAUUCUUCACAUUAAGUAAUAUAUGCCGUUUACAAGUAAUCAUUCUUCAUAUGAAGUAACACAUGCCUAUCACAGGCAAUCCUUCUUCACAUGAAGUAAUACAUGCCUAUUACAGGUAAUCAUUCUUCACAUGAUGUGAUACUCGCCUAUUACAGGUAAUCUUUCUUCACAUGAUGUAAUACUUGCCUAUUACAGGUAAUUGAAGCUUAUGAACGUCUGCUGUGGAUGAUAGACUUGAAACAUUUCCCACCUGAAUAUGAGCCGCCAUCUUCUUACGUCAUUUUGGUGAGAAGCCUUUUAUUUUCCUUGACAUAAAUCUAUAUGGUCAAAACAACAUAAGUCUGUAUGGUCAAAACAACAUAAGUCUGUAUGGUCAAAACAACGUAAGUCUAUAUGGUCAAAACAACAUAAGUCUGUAUGGUCAAAACAACAUAAGUCUAUAUGGUCAAAACAACAUAAGUCUGUAUGGUCAAAACAACAUAAGUAUAUAUGGUCAAAACAACAUAAGUCUGUAUGGUCAAAACAACAUAAGUCUGUAUGGUCAAAACAACAUAAGUCUGUAUGGUCAAAACAACAUAAGUCUGUAUGGUCAAAACAACAUAAGUCUAUAUGGUCAAAACAACAUAAGUCUGUAUGGUCAAAACAACAUAAGUCUAUAUGGUCAAAACAACAUAAGUCUGUAUGGUCAAAACAACAUAAGUCUGUAUGGUCAAAACAACAUAAGUCUGUAUGGUCAAAACAACAUAAGUCUAUAUGGUCAAAACAACAUAAGUCUGUAUGGUCAAAACAACAUAAGUCUAUAUGGUCAAAACAACAUAAGUCUGUAUGGUCAAAACAACAUAAGUCUAUAUGGUCAAAACAACAUAAGUCUGAAUGGUCAAAACAACAUAAGUGUAUAUGGUCAAAACAACAUAAGUCUGUAUGGUCAAAACAACAUAAGUCUGUAUGGUCAAAACAACAUAAGUCUGUAUGGUCAAAACAACAUACGUCUAUAUGGUCAAAACAACAUAAGUCUGUAUGGUCAAAACAACAUAAGUCUGUAUGGUCAAAACAACAUAAGUCUGUAUGGUCAAAACAACAUAAGUCUAUAUGGUCAAAACAACAUAAGUCUGUAUGGUCAAAACAACAUAAGUCUAUAUGGUCAAAACAACAUAAGUCUAUACGAUCAAAACAACAUGUCUAUAUGGUCAAAACAACAUAAGUCUAUAUGGUCAAAACAACAUAAGUCUAUAUGGUCAAUACAACAUAAGUCUAUAGGGACAAAACAACAUAAGUCUAUACGGUCAAAACAACAUAAGUCUUUAUGGUCAAAACAACAUACGUCUAUACGGUCAAAACAACAAAACAAAAUACCCCCUCCCACACACACACAUACAAACAAGAAGUAAAAACAUUCUUUAAAAUAAUAAGAACAACAGCAAGCCAGUACAACAAACCAUUACAACAAGUCAGUACAGCAGGCCAAUACAACAAACCAGUACAGCAAGUCAGUACAACAAUCCAGUACAGCAGGCCAGUACAAAAAACCAGUACAACAAAUCAGUACAAGUCAGUACAACAAGGCAGUACAACAAGUCAGUAUAACAAGUCAGUACAGCAGGCCAAUACAACAAACCAGUACAAAAAAUCAGUACAACAAGUCAGUACAACAAGGCAGUACAACAAUUCAGUAUAACAAAUCAGUACAAGUCAGUACAACAAGGCAGUACAACAAGGCAGUACAACAAGGCAGUACAACAAGUCAGUACAGCAGGCCAAUACAACAAACCAGCACAAAAAAUCAGUACAACAAGUCAGUACAACAAGGCAGUACAACAAGUCAGUAUAACAAGUCAGUACAGCAGGCCAAUACAACAAACCAGUACAACAAGUCAGUACAACAAUCCAGUACAGCAGGCCAGUACAACAAACCAUUACAAAAAAUCAGUACAACAAGUCAGUACAACAAGGCAGUAGAACAAAUCAGUAUAACAAGUCAGCACAGCAGUCCAGUACAACAAACCAGUACAACAAGUCAUAAACAACAAAUCAGUACAACAAGGCACUACAGCAGGCCAAUACAACAAACCAGUACAGCAAGUCAGUACAACAAUCCAGUACAGCAGGCCAGUACAACAAACCAGUACAACAAAUCAGUAUAAGUCAGUACAACAAGUCAGUAUAACAAGGCAGUACAACAAGUCAGUAGACAUACAUUCGUUGAAAAUGUCUCAUACGUCCAGUCUAAACAAACAACACAAAUCUAUUUUUCGAGUUCUUCCAUUGAUUACAGUUGUAUGAAGUCCACUUCCACAUGGGCCUAGCCUUACAAAGGAUGGGAGCACACAAGCAGUCAGCCAGUCACUACACACAGGCCAUCAACGCCAUCUCCGUACCAAAGGUAGAGAACCUUUAGUUUUUUUUUUAUUAAAUGCUAAAACUUAUGUCACAACACAGCACCAUCAAUCACCCAUACCUGUGGUGAUACAGCCCAUGUAGGCUUUUGCCUGCCUCACCCCAUUGUUCCACUCAGACCAUCCAUCCCUGUGGCACUACAGCACAUGAAAGCUUUUGCCUGGCUUACUACUCCCUUCCACUCAGACCUAAUUAAUGCUUUACUUGUCAAUGCUUGGAUUCCCAGCUGUUGUAGAUCUUUUUCCACAUUACCAUCCGUCUGAGCGAAUGUCUGCCUUUGUGUCGUUCUCCACUAGGGUUUUAAUGAUGCACCCUUUUCAAUCCUCCGUCUAUUGGCAUUCUCUCUUAACGUCAUGCCCAGCGUAGCCUACCCACUUUUUUUAAAUCUCUGCUACUAUCGUGUAAUCCUGAUAUAGUCUAUACAAUACCUGGUUGGUUCGUAGUCAUCCAUAGUCAUCCUUUGUUAAUCCAUAUAUUUACCGGAGAACUUUUCUUUCCCAUUUGUUUAAUAGGUUCUCUGUCCCUUUUGCUAAGGUCCAAGUUUCACGUGCAUAUGUUACAACUGGUCUGAGUACAGUUUUAUAAAUAGUUUCUUGGUUUUUCUUGUAAUAUCUUUACUAUUAGAGUAUUUUCUGACUACUGAAGUUUGCCUGUUUCCGGCCGAUAUUCUUUCUUUCAUGUCUGUUAGUGAUUCGUUUCUUUUAUUUAAUAAAAAUCCUACAUACUUGGCUUGAUUUACUUUUUCAAAAGUCUGGUUUCUAAUUAUUGUAAUGGUUUCAUCUGGCUGUUCUCUUAACACAGUCAUGUAUAUUGUGUUUUUGUUUUUUUGAUUGUUAACUUCAUGGGCGCUUCAUAAUGUCCGGGUCUUGUUCACUCUGCAUCUGUGCAACCAUUGGGAACCAGGUGACAUAGCCAUGUGCGGACACACAAACUCUGCUAUUUGAUCACCCUAGUGGUCAAUAUGUCACGCGCCACUCAUUAGGUUUAUAGAAACAGUAUGUUCGCAUGGGUGAAUUACGAGAACUAAGAAAAACAUGACAUGACGGAAGAUAAGUUAGUGAUUAUUAUUUUCUUAUUACAUUAUUGGGUGGCAGAAUGGUCUAAUAUGAAAAAAUCUCAAGUUUGUGGUCUGGCUAAAAGCAGAGCCAAGCAAAAACAUCUCAAGCACUUCGGGUGGAUGGUACUCGUUAACCUUGGAUUGCAACUCAUCUAAGAGAAGGAAACUCUGAAUUCAAACCCGAAGAGGAGUCCCGUAGGCGGAUAAAAUUGAUAUGAUGAAACAUUUUGACAACUGCUGCUACGCCAGUGGCGCCAAGCUGUAUCAUCCACAUGAUGUUCCAUUGGUUAUCCAGCGGCAUCAUGGAGAGAGGCGAUUUGCAGUUUUUCCAGUUUAUAAUCCUUGUGGAUUUCAUCUUGCGAAGUCUUCACCAUUAUCACAUGGUGACCGACAGAUGCCAGAAAAAAAUUACAUUAUAAUUCUAACACAUGAUUAAUAUGACGUUAUAAUUCUAUCACAUGAUUAGUGUCUAAUUACGUUAUACUUCUAUCACAUGAUUAGUGUUUAAUUACUUUAUAAUUCUAUCACAUGAUUAGUGUCUAAUUACUUUAUAAUUCUAUCGCAUGAUUAGUGUCUAAUUACUUUAUAAUUCUAUCACAUGAUUAGUGUCUAAUUACGUUAUGAUUCUAUCACAUGAUUAGUGUCUAAUUACGUUAUAAUUCUAUCACAUGAUUAGUGUCUAAUUACGUUAUAAUUAUAUCACAUGAUUAGUGUCUAAUUACUUUAUAAUUCUAUCACAUGAUUAGUGUCUAAUUACGUAAUACAGCUUGAUAUUUCUUCACGUGUACAAACAGGGUGGAUGUCAGGCAGGCUGUAUGACCAACUCAUGCAUGCUGACCCCUCUGUACUCACGGCGAGCGUUUGCCUACUGUCAGGCAGGUAAGAACAUACACAACCCUUGUCUGCUUUCUGUCAGACAUGUAAGAACAUACACAACCCUUGUCUGAUUACUGUCAGACAUAUAAGAACAUACACAACCCUUGUCUGCUUAUUGUCAGACAGAUAAGAACAUACACAACCCUUGUCUGCUUACUGUCAGACAGAUAAGAACAUACACAACCCUUGUCUGCUUACUGUCAGACAGAUAAGAACAUACACAACCCUUGUCUGCUUACUGUCAGACAGAUAAGAACAUACAAAACCCUUGUCUGCUUACUGUUAGACAGGUAAGAACAUUACACAACCCCUGUCUGCUUACUGUCAGACAGCUAAGAACAUACACAACUCUUGUCUGCUUACUGUCAGACAGUUAAGAACAUACACAACACUUGUCUGCUCACUGUCAGACAGGUAAGAGCAUACACAACCCUUCACGUGUUCAUAGCUUCUCUUGUUCAUAUGCUAAUUACAAACAGCAUAUCAUGGUCAUUAGUGGCUCGCCAUCUAGCAUAACCGCACACCAUGUUGGCUGAGUCGACUGUUUUCCUUUUAUUCUAUGCCAAAAGUCGUCAUUUCUCAGACACAUUAAGUAGUUUGUUAAUAAAGAUUUUCUAUUAAUAAACUUAUUCAGUCAAUAUUUCAUAAGCAUCAUUUAUAUCUACCAAUAGUUUGAUCUUGUAACAGUGAAUACGUAACUUCUCAGUAGAAUUGUGUAAUUUCGUAUUACAGCGCAAUACCAGCAUUAUAGAAAAAGAUUCCAUAAGCUAUCUCGAAUUUUAAUGGUCUAUCUUUUAUUCCUCGAGGGGACAGAAUCGGGGCUUUGAAAUAUACUCUUGGGUAAUAUCUUAACAAGUUCUCCGGCCCUUCUCCUUGACAAGACAUAUCGCAUUAAUCAGAGCUUUUCGGGAACGAUCUAUUGCUUCUGAAUUAUGGAUUCUGUCAACCGAAUCCACCACCCCUCUACUUCUGUGCAUUAGAGAUUGCAUUAAUAUUUCGUUGUGCUUUCCUCCACGUGUCAACUAAUGAGUGAUUGCAUUUAUAUUGCGUUCUACUUUCCUCCACAGGUCAACUAAACAAUUAAUGCUUUUAUAUUGCGUUCUACUUUCCUCCACAGGUCAACUAAACAAUUAAUGCUUUUAUAUUGCGUUCUACUUUCCUCCACAGGUCAACUCAACAAUUAAUGCUUUUAUAUUGCGUUCUACUCUCCUCCACAGGUCAACUCAACAAUUAAUGCUUUUAUAUUGCGUUCUACUCUCCUCCACAGGUCAACUCAACAAUAAAUGCUUUUAUAUUGCGUUCUACUCUCCUCCACAGGUCAACUCAACAAUAAAUGCUUUUAUAUUGCGUUCUACUCUCCUCCACAGGUCAACUGACCAGUGCACUAAAAGACAUCGAGGCUCUCGCAGCUCUGGACAACACAAAUCCCGUAAGCCAAAAUUGUUUGUUAAAUAAAUAUUCUUUUAUUUAGACUGUGUAGUUGAAAGGCUUGACAAUUAACCCCACCCCACCCCUUUUUGUUUCCCCAAUGAUUUGAUCAGUUACAAAACAUGUGUAAGUAGUUAUUGAUUUAAUAAAAUGUUUACAUGUACCAUUUCAAAUAUCCCCCCUGACACACCAGUAAAGCAUAGGUCAACUACUCGCGGCAUCUACUAUAACAAUACAAUAUGGUAUUUGGCGAAAUUAAUUUAAGAGCUUUGAUUACUUUGAGGUCCAACAAUUAACUCUCACCUAAAACAAACCUCACCAAAUUCUAAAACUGGAUUCUGAUAGGGAAACAAAUCAACAGGAAGUGAUCAAAAAAGCUAGUUACCCAAAUCCUCUGAUAAUAUUAUGAAACUAAUAAUUCUAAAAUUAUAUAUUAUUAUAAAUUAGCCAAGAACUACAUAAAGUCCAUCAACUUUUUUUGUUUUCCAGGACGUAUACUGCGUCCGAGCGCUGGUCAGAAACUCCAGGAAAGAAGAAAAACAGGUACUUGAUUUUAUGUGUUGAAAACAUUACGCAACACAUUAGUGUUGUAUUGUUUUUGUUAGUACUUAAAAAAUAAUGACAGAAAAUAAAUGACGUGAAUGUGACAAUUAAAAGAACUAGCAUCACUUUGUAUCAUUAAAAGCGAUAGAAAGAGUAUCUAAAAUUGUCCUCGGGUUUAGGAAAUGACUUCCUUUAGAUCUAUUUAAAGUUAACUAGGUCAAUUUAUUAACUAGGUCAAUUUAUUAACUGUCAAUGCUGAAACAUUACGAUUUAACGUUGUUCAUUAAAGUUGUUCAAAUGCCAAAUCCUGUUUGCAGAUAUCGUCCGUUACCAUUGUCCGGUAAGUCAUGAUGCAAUGCAAACUAUCGUAGGCACUUUUUAAAAUAUGCCUAAACUAAAUUUUUUUUAAAUGUUGUAAAGGCCUUACAGGACCUGGACCAUGCACUGACCAUUCAACCUAAUCAUGGUGGAUGUCUUCUUGUUAAAAAGGCCAUGGCGAACUGUUCUGUAAGUCUUUGCCUGUCCCUUAGAAUUCAAUAAACUUAAAAAAGACAAAUAAACCCUAGAGCUUUUUUCUUGUGUUCUGAAAUGCUAACAUUGGAGUCAGCAAGCUCUUGUUGAAAAAAUGCAUGUCCUGCGUGACAGAAAGGUUUUAGAUACACUGGCCCUUCUCUGGCUCCUGGUAACUGAGUAUGACGCAUAUUGUCAUAUUUUUAUAAGGGAAAUAUAUACAUGAAUUUUAAACUAUCUUAACAAGUCAUUGCUAUUUUUUACACUACAGUAGACUUAAAAAAUAAUGUUGGGAUAUUUAAUUAUUUGAAACAAAAUCUUUUGCCCUCUUGUUUUAAGGCUCCAAAGAUUAAUCCGGAGUCGCAGUCAUACAGCAACGUUUACAGCUUUAGUCACCCUUAUAGUCUGGAAUUCUAUGACAGGUAAGUGCACUCAGUACCUGACCUACAUUGCCUACAUAAUCCACGGGGCGUUUAUAAAAGCCGAUUGAAAGGUCAGCCAUUUAGAUUCCUCAUGUUGAGAAAUAGCAUGCGCUCAGACUCAGACUUGUUCAUUGGUUAUCUUUAAGUUGGAAUACAAAACGAAUUGUAUUUAUGUAGUUUCUUCUUAUACAAAACAGAAGUUGUUACCAGAAUGUUGUAGACUCUAUUGCUAUUUAAAGUGUUGGCCACAGAAUGGCACCAGUGCGUCAUCUCUCAGCCAAUGGUCCCACAGAAUGGCACCAGUGCGUCAUCUCUCAGCCAAUGGUCCCACAGAAUGGCACCAGUGCGUCAUCUCUCAGCCAAUGGUCCCACAGAAUGGCACCAGUGCGUCAUCUCUCAGCCAAUGGUCCCACAGAAUGGCACCAGUGCGUCAUCUCUCAGCCAAUGGUCCCACAGAAUGGCACCAGUGCGUCAUCUCUCAGCCAAUGGUCCCACAGAAUGGCGAAAGUGCGUCGUCUCUCAGCCAAUGGUCCCACAGAAUGGCACCAGUGUGUCAUCACUCAGCCAAUGGUCCCACAGAAUGGCGCAAGUGCGUCAUCUCUCAUUGAAUGGUCCCACAGAAUGGCACCAGUUCGUCAUCACUCAGCCCAUGGUCCCAUAGAAUGGCGAAAGUGCGUCGUCUCUCAGCCAAUGGUCCCACAGAAUGGCGCAAGUGCGUCAUCUCUCAGCAAUUGGGCCACAGAAAGUGAAAGCUUUUUUUUAAAGAUGUAUGAAAGGAACACCCAAUUAACUGGGCACAGGGGCGUACCAAGGGGGUGGAGAGAAAGUUAGCGCUUUGCUCUACUUUUUUUUUCAUGAAAUAGAGGGGCGACAUUUUUGGCCAACUUCAGACAUUUUUCGUUGACGUUGGCAGAAAUAUUUUUUGCCUUCCCUCGGUUUUAAUAACUCUUGCUACGCCACUGACUGGGCACCAGCCAAAACUGCAGUGUGGAUCAUUUGUGCCGGUCCGUCAAACCGAACGUUUGAGAAGAACUUGUAUACCCUUCACUUUAAGAAUGAAAGCUUUAUACCGCUAUGUUGCAUGCAAAACGCUGUGUAUCAGCUCCGCUAUGUUGUAUGCAGUGUGUUGGAUAUCAGCUCCGCUAUGUUGUAUGCAGUGUUUUGGAUAUCAGCUCCGCUAUGUUGUAUGCAGUGUGUUGGAUAUCAGCUCCGCCAUGUUGUACGCAGUUUAAUGUAUAUAACUUCGCUAUGUUGUAUGCAGUCUAUUGUAUACUAGUAAGUAAAUAACGAAUAUAUAUUUUAUUCUGUAUAUAGGAUGUUGUACACACUUCUAGUCCCUCACAGAAUUACCGUCAUAGACUUAACACCUGAUAAGCCAUGCAAGCAACUGAUCGGUAAGGUUAUCCCCACUUGCAAUGUAAAAUGUCAUUUCAAUGUGGGGAAUUUACUUAACCAAUAAUAAUUAUUGCAUUUUUAUUAAAUGUAAACCUCUGCUCUUUAUCUUAGUUAUCUACUGUUUACGCUACUUCAUAUCUAACUCUCUUUGAAUGUUUCCCUUUUACAAAACUUAGCAUCUGGACUUCAUGGUUUGAGUUCUAGUAAUUCCCGUAUGGCGCCAUCUUUUAUUUCACGAGUGGACCCUUUCCGUUGUGGGACCCCUUCGUCAGACACCAACAAUCUGGCGCCCAAGAGACGCAGAGACUACGGAGAGGCCAUACGGAGAUACAACGCCAGACCAAAAACUUCUCAGGAAUUCAUGGGUAAGUAAGGUCGAGACCUUCGCUAGCCUGCAGGGGUAACUGUCACAGAACAGCACAGUUGUUUACGGGUAAGACCGCACAUCGGUAAGACCGGCCAAGAAGUGCACUAAGGUAUAUGCAUACGUUACAUUUUAGAUGGAAAAAAGAAUCCAGAUAAUCGGAAUGUUAAGAUGACCCUAGAACUGCCAGUAACAUCAGAGGGAGUGUCUCGUGACCCUAGAACUACCAGUACCAUCUGAGGGAGUGUCUCGUGACCCUAGAAUUGCCCGUACCAUCUGAGGGAGUGUCUCGUGACCCUAGAACUACCAGUACCAUCUGAGGGAGUGUCUCGUGACCCUAGAAUUGCCCGUACCAUCUGAGGGAGUGUCUCGUGACCCUAGAAUUGCCCGUACCAUCUGAGGGAGUGUCUCGUGACCCUAGAACUGCCAGUACCAUCUGAGGGAGUGUCUCUCUAAAUUAAGUCAUCCUUUAAACAAAGAGUUUGGGAGCUUUGUGGUAGCCACUUAUAUAAAACAUACUGAAUUUUUUUUUCAUUUUGGAUCAAUACCAAAUCCUGUAUUUGUUAAAGUCGUAUAUUUUAAUUGAGGGUGUAAUUGUGGCUUUUUUCUUCUGGACUCAGCUCAGCUGGAGAAGGAGAUUAAAAGGAGAAAAUAUGGACCCAUAAAAGUUCACUUAGCUAAAACAUCUUCAGACGGCGAACUCAAGUCUGCAGCCAGAGUGUCGUCAUCACGCUCCAGUCAUAGCACGGAGACGUGUCAGGCUGGGUCUACUGGAGGCAGACGCAGUGCGAGUAACAGGUUCCAGUUUGAAUCUCCGAGCACGUUCUCCAUACCUGUAAGUCUGGUUUAUUACCGUCUCUCAUCACUAGCAAACUCUGAUCUUUCCUUUAAUUCACUAUUUGCCAUGUCCCCACCUUCAAUUAUUCUACAUUCUGUGAUUCUAUUCCUUCUUACCAAUCAACACAAGCCAUUUUAAUGUUUACAGAUUAUAGUAAGUAGAUUUAACAUAACAAUUUUUAUAUUUGAAGAUUAUAUUAACUAGAAUGAACAAUGCAAUUUUAAUUAUCUUUUUAUUCUUAAAACAUUCAAAUACACAUAAAUGAUUUCAAGAUACGUGCAGAUCAGAACGUCCACUUAUCUUAAGGGCUUGUUUGACAUUGUCUUUGGCCAAAUAAGAGAUUAUCACUGUGAUAAACAAUUAAAACAUGUAUUUGUUUAUGACAACUGUAUUUAGUGAUUGUAGCUAUUAGUCGCACAAGAGAGCUUUAAUUAGCAGGGUGGGCAAUUUUACUUAUCUGAAUGUGUCUUAUUACAUAUCUGAAUGUGUUUUAUUACAUAUGUGAAUGUGUUUUAUUAUGUAUCUGAAUGUGUUUUAUUACAUAUCUGAAUGUGUUUUAUUACAUAUCUGAAUGUGUUUUAUUACGUAUCUGAAUGUGUUUUAUUACAUAUCUGAAUGUGUUUUAUUACAUAUCUGAAUGUGUUUUAUUACAUAUCUGAAUGUGUUUUAUUUCAUGUCUAAAUUCUUCAACAAUAAUGGGAUGCAUUCCUUUUUCCGUAUUUUUUUUUAAUAAAGGGUCGUUCGUAAUUUACAUCACACUAAACAUGACCUUUUUAGACCCCCCCUCCCACUCUAUCUCCUGUCACAAAGUGUCACGAAUUCUCAACCCGACCCCCUCCCUCCCCUCCCCCCUGAGCGUGACGUAUUUUGCGAACGGCCGCUAACGACAUUCUUAUGUCUGUUUUUUGUUUCAGAUCUUUCAGCCAGUCAAUUUAGAAUCUCUACCACGCAUGUACCACAGGUAGGUAGCAAUACGUUUAUAUCACAGAUAGGUAGCAGCACGUAGGUACCACAGGUAGGUAGCAGCAGUAGGUACCACAGGUAGGUAGCAGUACGUAGGUACCACAGGUAGGUAGCAGCACGUAGGUAUCACAGGUAGGUAGCAGCACGUAGGUAUCACAGGUAGGUAGCAGCACGUAGGUACCACAGGUAGGUAGCAGCACGUAGGUACCACAGGUAGGUAACAAUGGCUCAACCAGAUAGAAGUUCGGUGCACAGGUGUUUUAUGCAACAUUUUAUCAUGUAUCACAUACAAAACAAAAAGCAUUCCUUUUUAUAUGGGUUGGGAUAAAGGCAAUACAAAAAGUUGCGUACCUCAUUGCCUACCAGAUUGCCUGCCACAUUUCCUACCAGAUUGCCUACCGCAUUUCCUACCAGAUUUCCUAUCACAAUUCCUACCAGAUUUCCUACCAAAUUUCCUAGUAUAUUUCCUACAACAUUGCCUACCACAUUGCCUACCACAUUGCCUACCUCAUUGGUCUCAUCGUCAAUCUCUAUGACGAAUGCCCAUUUCCCAAUUCAUAUUUUAAGACUUCGCCUUGGCUACAAUGUUAAAACACAAAUUUUCUUAAAUUCUCCAUUUUUUUCUUUUUUAGUUAGGAUAUGUAUAAUUAUAUUAUGUAAAUUUAAUUUAUACUUAUUUAAAUGUGUUUUUUUAUUUGUACUGAUGAAGGCAUGUGCCGAAACGUUUACCUGUGUAUAAUGUAUAAUUAUUAUUAAAGCAUAACUUAUAUUGUUAUAUUGACACAAUUUGUUCGUAUCUUAUUAAUCUAUUUUAAAGCUUUUCUCUGUCCAACACUUUUUUUUAAAAUUCUGACAAAGUCUUGCAUAUUUUCAUAGCAAUUAACAACUUUGAUUUUUGUCUAAGUCUGAUGACAAAAAAGAACAAGUUAAUUUAUUAAAAAAAUUAACAAAGUUCAUAACAAAAAUAAAAUUGACGCUUCCACAUUCAUAGUUGGAUGCAUUGAAAAAUGAAGAUGUUCUUCUUUGAAUGUGUCAAGAGAAUUCCUUCCUUCUCCACAGACCAUGGCAAGGAGACCGUCUGCCUGUGGGUGAGGUCAUCCACACAAGACCCUCUCCUGCAUUUUACUGACGUCAUCACACAGCGUUCCCGACAGCCUAAAAACUGACCAGUUCAAGAUCCACACAUGAUUGACAUCAAUGAUGAGAUAGGAGAUCUGAAGGCAGAGACACAGACAGACUCUCUUCUGCAUCGCUAAAUAUCAAGGGCGUCUUCCAUAAAUGCCCUGUAUGCCCUGUCAUCGGGCGUAAAAAUUUGAACAUAAUAUGUCAUCAAUAGUAUUCUAUAUUAGAAUUUAUUUGUACCACAAUAUUUAUUAAGAACACUUGAUUUAACUCUCAGAAAAACAAAGUAAAAAAAUAUGUAUAUUUGAUAAAAGCAAUGAAAUUAAGAAGCCUUGAGUUGAAUCUCGACCUGUUGAAUGUCGUCGC